AUCGUAACAACUUCAUAACCAGCACAAACACAAAUACACUUGGUUUACCGACAUGAGGUCCAGUUCCGGUUCCGCUUUCGUCGUCGCGUUCUCGAUGUUGGCUAUCGUGUGCAGUGCUAAACCGAGCAAUUCGCCUCUACCUGCUGAUACGGAAACUUUAGACGGACCACCUUUCCUGGCGGAACUGCGUGAUCAAUGUCGCAACACAACGGGAGAUGAUCGAUCGUUCGACGAACUGAAAAACUACAUCUCCACCGAUCUGCCAAAAUGUUUUAUGGCACACGUCAACAUGGACCAACUGAAAACCGACACCUCCAAGCUGGAGGAGAAGGAAAAAAAGAAGCUUUUCGAAAAAAUUUGUGAGCAAAUCAACGAAUCUGUCACCUGCCUGACACCGGUAAAGGCCAAACUAAAGCCCUGUCUCGACGAGGAAGAUGUCAUGAUCAUGGAGCAAGUCGUUGCCAGCGUGCCAGAAGCAUUAAAUAUGGCCUGUACCAACAGUGGAGCCCUUCUACAGAAAUUUACUGAACCAGCGUAUCGGUCCUGUGCCAUGGAGCUUCCGCCAAUGAUAGAGGAAUGUACCAGCGAAUUUCCCGACAGUAUGGAGCAUGUUCCAUUUUCACAGUACACCGAAAAACAGUGCGAUGAGAUCUACAACAUGCGAGACUGCUUCUCCCGGCGAAUCGCCGAAUGUGGAGCGAACGGCUACAUGGACUUCUUCAUACUGUUCUAUCGAAAGCUGCUUGCGCUAACGCCUUGCAAAUAGCAUGGUACCAGAAGCGCCACUACCCAAGGUCUCCGCCAUCGUGCUCCUUGAACAGUUGCUGAAGAAUAUAAUAAAC
This is a messenger RNA of Anopheles nili, 842 nucleotides long. RefSeq lists its product as uncharacterized. The record is from RefSeq and is a predicted model, not a curated record. The coding region runs from base 53 to 766 and encodes 237 amino acids. NCBI's taxonomy places the organism in Eukaryota, Metazoa, Arthropoda, Insecta, Diptera, Culicidae. The transcript has 4 exons.